AUGGGUUCCGACAUCACAUAUACUGGAAGUUUACCUCCGAUGGACUGGUGUCUCAUGAGAGUGGUAGAGGUGAGCCUUGCCAAGAAAAAGCCAACAUGGCAGUCCUCUGACAAAUAUUCCUCUGACAAGGCGGUAGAUGGAAACUUCUCGUUAGUUGGUGACAGUUGCACAUCUGAGGCAUCUCCAACUGAUGUCACAUGGAUGGUAGACCUCGAAGACAUAAAGAGUAUAGCAUAUACAUGUAUAUGGAUAACUUAUCGAACGGAUAAUGCACCAUUUGCUAACAGUUUUUUUGCUAGCAGAUUGUUGGGGUUUUCUGUAUACGUGUCCAAUACAACCAACAAAGAGGAUGGUCAUUUAUGUUUUCAUGAUUCAGGAAAUAGCAUAUCUACUAUAUCUAAUUUCAAAAGUAUAACGUGUGAAGUACAAGGCCGUUUCGUGAUAUAUUACAACACAAGAGAAGGAAAUGACAACAAAAGACCAGGUUAUUCUACAACGGCUCACCUUGAUCUGUGUGAAGUAUUAGUAAUUGGAUGUCCUCUCGGAUUCUUUGGGGUCAAAUGUUCCAUACCUUGCCCGCCUUCUUGUCGACAUUGUAACUAUAACACAGGGAAAUGUCUUGGAGCAUGUGCACCCGGAUACCACGGUGAAGCUUGUGCAAAAUAUAGCCGAAGUAAGUACAACAUGAGAAGAAUACUUAAGACUACAUGUCAGAUAUUGGAAUGA
This is a messenger RNA of Magallana angulata, 726 nucleotides long. RefSeq lists its product as uncharacterized. The record is from RefSeq and is a predicted model, not a curated record. The transcript has 4 exons. Lineage: Eukaryota; Metazoa; Mollusca; Bivalvia; Ostreida; Ostreidae. The coding region runs from base 1 to 726 and encodes 241 amino acids.